UACAAUGAUCCAAUGCAAUCGAUACCGAUACGUACAGGAGGCAAUCAUAUAUAGCCAAAGCAUGCAAAAAUCUCCAUUUCAUUCUCUCUUACCUCCUUGAUUUUCUUAGGCUUAACCGGUGGUGGUGACCCCUUCCCCGUCUCCGUCAAGGGGUCGCCCCUCGCUCCCCCGUCUCUGUCUGAAACCCGGGAAAAAACCGAAAAAGAGAAAGAAAUUAAGAAAAUCAAAAAAAAAAAAAAACGAAAAGGAAAACCCUAAAUCCCCAAUUUGUUCUGAUUACAACGUUUGGGAAAAGCAGAGAAGAAGGGAAGAAGAGAGAGAUGUCGGAGAUGGCAGCGUCAGACCCGGAGGGAAUCGAUGGAGUACGGAUGACAUGGAACGCGUGGCCGAGAACGAAGGUGGAAGCCAGCAAGUGCGUGAUCCCGCUCGCCGCUGCGAUCUCUCCGAUCCGACCCCACCCCGACAUCCCCACCCUCCCGUACCUCCCCCUCCGAUGCAAGACCUGCGCUUGCGUCCUCAACCCGUACUGCCGCGUCGAUUUUACCGCCAAAAUAUGGAUCUGCCCCUUCUGCUUCCAGCGCAACCAUUUCCCGCCCCAUUACUCCAUGAUCUCUGAGACCAAUGUCCCCGCCGAGCUGUAUCCGCAGUACACCACCGUCGAGUACGUUGUCCCUGAGAACCCUGCUGUCCCGGCUCCGCCGCCUCUCUCUCAUGUAUUCCUCUUCGUUCUCGACACCUGUGUCAUUGAGGAGGAGCUAGGGUUUGUCAAAUCCGCGCUCAAGCAGGCAAUUGGAUUGUUGCCCGAGAACGCUCUUGUUGGGUUCAUUUCGUUUGGAACGCAGGUUCAGGUUCACGAGCUUGGGUUCUCGGAUCUCACCAAGGUUUACGUCUUUCGUGGUAGCAAGGAGAUCUCUAAAGAGCAGGUAUUGGAUCAAUUGGGCCUUAGUACUGCGCCGCAGAGGGCCGCCCCUGGGUAUCCGAAGGCCGUCCAAAAUGUAAUGCCCAAUUCCGGAGUUAAUCGAUUUCUGCUUCCCGCUUCAGAAUGCGAAUAUACUCUUGAUACGCUACUAGAUGAGUUGCAAACAGAUCAAUGGCCGGUUCAACCUGGUAAUAGGGCGUUACGCUGCACAGGUGUAGCUCUAAGCGUUGCUGCAGGCCUACUGGCGGCUUGCUCGCCUGGCACUGGUGCUCGUAUUGUAGCUAUGGUGGGUGGUCCAUGCACGGAAGGCCCAGGAACGAUUGUGUCAAAAGAUCUGUCGGAACCAGUACGUUCUCAUAAAGAUCUUGAUAAGGAUGCAGCAGCUCAUUUCCAUAAAGCUGUAAAAUUUUAUGAUGGUCUUGCCAAGCAGCUUGUUAGCCAGGGCCAUGUUUUAGAUCUUUUUGCUUCUGCACUUGAUCAGGUUGGGGUUGCAGAGAUGAAAGUUGUCAUUGAAAGGACAGGUGGGCUUGUUGUUUUAGCUGAAAGUUUUGGGCACCCUGUAUUUAAAGACUCGUUCAAACGCAUUUUUGACAAUGGUGAAGAGGCCCUUGGCCUUUCAUUCAAUGGGAGUCUUGAGAUCAACUGUUCAAAAGAUAUUAAGAUACAGGGAAUUAUUGGGCCAUGCACAUCUUUGGAGAAGAAAGGACCUUCUUGUGCCGACACUGUCAUUGGUCAGGGGAAUACAACAUCCUGGAAAAUGUGUGGCCUUGAUAAGAGGACUUGCUUGACUGUCUUCUUUGACAUUUCACCAAGUGAGCGCACAAACCCUCCAGGGGUUUCAAAUCCACAGUUAUAUUUACAGUUUCUAACAAAUUACCAAAACCCUGAAGGACAAGCACGGUUCCGAGUUACAACUGUUACAAGGAGAUGGGUGGAAAGUGCUGCUAAUGCAGAGGAAUUAGUUGAUGGAUUUGAUCAAGAGACUGCUGCAGUUGUAAUAGCUAGAUUGACAUCUUUGAAAAUGGAGAUGGAGGAAGAGUUUGAUGCAACACGAUGGUUGGAUCGUUCCCUCAUCCGUCUAUGUUCAAGAUUUGGUGAUUAUCGGAAGGAUGAUCCUGCUUCAUUCACAUUGAACCCUAGUUUCUCACUGUUUCCACAGUUUAUGUUUAAUCUGCGGCGGUCACAAUUUGUACAGGUUUUUAACAAUAGUCCAGAUGAGACUGCUUAUUUCCGUAUGCUGUUAAAUCGGGAGAAUAUCCUGAACACUGUGGUCAUGAUUCAACCAUCAUUGAUUGCAUAUUCAUUUCAUUCACUUCCUAAGCCUGCAUUGUUGGAUGUAUCUUCUAUAUCAUCCGAACAAAUACUAUUACUGGAUGCUUAUUUCAGUAUAGUCAUUUUCCAUGGAAUGACAAUAGCUCAGUGGCGAAAUGCAGGCUACCAGAAUCAGCCAGAACACCAGGCCUUUGCCCAGCUAUUGCAGGCUCCUCGUGACGAUGCCCAAAUGAUAAUCCGGGACCGGUUCCCUGUCCCAAGAUUGGUGGUUUGUGAUCAGCAUGGCUCCCAGGCGAGAUUUCUACUUGCCAAGUUGAACCCCUCGGCCACAUACAACUCUGCACACGAUGUAGCCCCUGGAUCAGAUGUGAUCUUCACAGAUGAUGUGAGCCUGCAAGUGUUCAUUGAGCAUCUUCAAAGGCUAGCAGUGCAGUCUUGAGAGCACAAAGAAUUUUAACAAGUUGUUACUUGGUUUCAAGAUGUGGUUGCAUUCUCAGGGUGUGAGUUCUUUAUCAUUUUCAUAAACAGUCCCCCCUUCUUUUCAUUUUUCCUUUCUUAUCUUGUUCUUCAGAUCAGAGGCCAACCUAAAUUAUUUGAGAAUAAGGAUUCUGCAUAUCAUUCUUUUUGUGUUGAGAGGUGUUGGCUUCCUUGCAAGAAUAAGACCAACAGAAAGCAAGCUGAUCUUAGGAAAGGAAGGAGAAUCUGGUUUUAAGGCUGAAGGGGUUUGCGGUCUCAGAGUCAGGGCCAAUCAGAUAGGUGCAUAUAAAAUUGGUUGUUUCUUUUGUCUUUUUGUAAUACCGCAAAAGUAAAAUGUGUUUUGGUGUAUCUGAAUUAAGCUCUUGUAUAUGGGGCUUUUAAGCUCUUAGGUCGACAAGUCCAAAAUCCUCUGUUUUUUGCCCCCCCCCCCCGGUCCCAUUUCCAAUACAGCUAAUGUUGUCACUGUUUGUGCUUCAAUUAACCUAUUCAAUUAGGCAUGCUUACAUUUGAUUUCC
Molecule: messenger RNA, 3183 nt
Organism: Nelumbo nucifera (sacred lotus)
Lineage: Eukaryota; Viridiplantae; Streptophyta; Magnoliopsida; Proteales; Nelumbonaceae
Product: protein transport protein SEC23 E-like
Biological process (GO): COPII-coated vesicle budding; intracellular protein transport; COPII-coated vesicle cargo loading
Cellular component (GO): endoplasmic reticulum exit site; COPII vesicle coat
Molecular function (GO): GTPase activator activity; zinc ion binding
Source: RefSeq, a predicted model, not a curated record